AUGAACACCAAUAUGAAAUAUACUUCUGGACGGGAACCACAAGAUACAUCAUCCGCUAUCUUGCCGCUUCCUGAGAAUGUUGUCGCACAAAUCAAAUCGUCCACCACAAUCACCAGCCUCAAUCAGGUAGUCCUUGGCUUGUUUGAGAAUUCUUUGGAUGCACAGGCAACAAAGAUCGACAUCAUCAUUGACCACGGUCGAGGUGGCUGCACCGUCGAAGACAACGGCAUCGGUAUCUUGCCCUCAGAGUUUCGUGCAACAGGCGGUCUCGGUCGCUUGUACCACACAUCCAAACAGAAGGAGAGCGCACGACCCGAAAAUCAUGGUGGCCAAGGAACAUUUCUGGCCUCGGUGGGAGCGCUCUCGCUUCUCACUAUCACAUCUCGACAUGCUCAACACUAUUCUCAUAAUACUUUAAUCUUGCAUCGGUCGAAAGUCAUCUCCAGGUUGACUCCCACGCUGCCUCAGCAUGAGAUUCGUGGCACCACUGGUCAUGGCACACGCGUAACCGUCAGGGACUUGUUCGGCAACAUGCCUGUGAGAGUCAAGCAGCGAGCCAUCGUUGCCGAAGAAGGAGCCGAAGCAGAGAGGCAAUGGCAAGCUCUGAAAAUUGGAAUAGUGGGCUUGCUUCUACCAUGGAACCGCCGCGUCGUGGUCAAAGUCACAGACUCAGAAGAUCCGGCAAGAACUUUCUUUCUCAAUACUGGAGCACAAUUUGUACCGAACGCUUUCAGCGAGAGAAACCUGAACGCCUUGAACAAGAAAAUGUCAGGUUUUGACCAAGGCACUGUCUUGAGUAUUCUAUCUCAAUCAGGUAUCAUCUCGAUCGAUUCUAAGAAAAGCUGGAUACCAGUUUCUGCAUCGACUUCCUCCAUCACUGUCAAAGGUAUCAUAUCGCUCGAGCCGGCACCUAGUAGAAAUGCUCAGUUCAUGUCUAUCGGUAUAAUUCCCUGUCUGGACGAGAACAGGCAUAAUGAGCUUUAUGACACAGUCAAUCGACUUUUCAAUCAGUCUACAUUUGGCCACAUAGAUGAAGACCCGCAGCCUGAUGGAGCGGAGAUCAAACGUCGACAGCAUGAUCGACGAUAUAGAAAAGAUGGUCCUACGAACAGGCAACUUCAAGGAGGCAGAAAAGGAGUAGAUCGUUGGCCGAGAUUCUACUUCCGGAUAGAUCUCAGAUCGGACGAGAACCCACGAAAAAUGGAUGACCUCAGCGACAUGCGCCUCAGAAGCAUUGCCAAUGUUCUAGAAAGCUUGACCCUGCAUUGGUUGGAAGCCAACAACUUUAAGCCGAAGAAGUCACAACGCAAGCGAAAGCAGACAAUGAACGAUGAGCAGGCAUACCAUACGAUCUCUGACGUUACGUCGCCGAUCCCAAACAACCAGACUUCAUCCGCUUCAUUGCACCCUGCGAGCGGUGACAAAUCUCGCGUCACGAAUCCAGGGGACACUUCAAGUACAGAUCACUGCAGCUCUAAGAGGAUACGGUCUAGGACUUUAGCAGAUGCUGCAAUACCAACGAUGCCCUUCACAGACUGGAGCCGAAUUAAGAGUGCUCGACCACAGAUGUACGACAGUAUGUGGAAGUGCAAGGCACGACCGUCUACGCGACCCACGCCGAGCGAUCCGAUCAAACAGGCGAAAAGCUCAUUGGACACGCCUGCCACGAUCAACGUUGAAGCUGUGGAUACGAACCAUUUUGGGUUUGCGCAUGACGCCUCGCAUGAGACGACAGAGCUGCUAGAACCAGAUCGUUCUCAGACUGCUCUUCACCAGGACCAGUCUGGUCAGGCUUACAUUGACUGGAUCGAUCCGAAGACGAAUAGGAAACACCGUAUCAAUGCGCGUACUGGCAUUGUGAUGCGGGAUGAAGUGCAUCGACCAGCUCCCAGCGACGCGUCUACAAGCAGAUCUGCUGCUGCUGCAAAUGUGCGCUUGUCAUCCUUUGGUAGGCCUCUUGUCUUGGAGCGAAGAAAGGGUCAUGUACCAACCACACUUGAUGCAACCUCUUAUUCCUCAACCUCUGCUCCUUGGUUGGAAGGAUUCUUACAAACCUGGAAGAACCCAGUCUUUGAGACGCAACCUGAACAACCAAUACCGAAGAUCAGUCUUGGUGGGCUCGAACAAGAAGUAGGCCGAUCGCAUGACUGCCAUUGGCAGCACUCGGUGGCUGACUUGUUUCCACAUGCUGGACCUCCCGAUGUUAGUCGACUGUCAAAAUCUGCAUUGGCUUUUGCACAGGUCAUCUCGCAAGUUGACAACAAAUUCAUUUUAAUGAAGACACCAAGUCUGGCAGGGUCAAAGUCCCAAGAGCUCGAUCAUGCCAGACAACUGCUGGUGUUGGUGGACCAACACGCGGCCUCUGAACGCUGCAUCCUCGAAAAACUGCUCGAAGAGCUCUGUACGCCAGCUCGAGAGAUUGCCCUAGUCCAAUCGAAUAUUGGCUUCACAUCAAGUGUCAAGACAGUUCCAGUCGAUAAGCCGUUGAGCUUCCAGAUACCAUUGCAAGAAGAGACCAUGUUCACAGUUCAUGCAGGACAUUUUGCAAACUGGGGAAUCCUCUACGACAUCAACUCGCACACGCCAGAACCACCUCGUCUGAACAUCUUGACCUUACCACCAGGCAUAUCCGAACGCUGUAAAGCAGAGCCAAGGUUACUCAUCGAGCUUCUCCGCAGCGAGAUUUAUACACUCGCCGAAAGCAGCAGCAUACGCACUCGACCUCUCGAACCUUCAGACGCAGACACAAACCGGACAUGGCUGCAACGAAUAGGCUCCUGUCCCAAAGGAAUACUACAACUCCUGAAUUCACGCGCUUGCAGAAGCGCCAUCAUGUUCAACGAUGUCUUGACUCUCGAGCAAUGUCAAAGAUUGAUUGAGGAGGUUGCAAACUGCGCGUUUCCAUUUAUGUGCGCGCAUGGCAGGAAUAGUAUGGUACCCUUGGUUCAUCUGGGCGGUGAUGGCGGGGAUAUGCAGGGAUGCGUGGGUGAAUUUGGCGGGAGAGAAGAGAGAAGUCAAGGGUUCGCCAGUGCUUAUAGGAAAUGGAGGGAGAAGGCUGCAAGAUGA
This is a messenger RNA of Aureobasidium musti, 3066 nucleotides long. NCBI's taxonomy places the organism in Eukaryota, Fungi, Ascomycota, Dothideomycetes, Dothideales, Saccotheciaceae. The record is from the annotation of a GenBank genome assembly.